Medioppia subpectinata is the source of this 4032-nucleotide messenger RNA. Lineage: Eukaryota; Metazoa; Arthropoda; Arachnida; Sarcoptiformes; Oppiidae. The record is from the annotation of a GenBank genome assembly.
AACGAGCCGUAUGAUAACGGACCCGGAGGUUCCGGUCAAUACACAUCUAAAAUAUAUCACGUGGGAUAUCAUUUGCCGGGAUGGCUAAAAGCAUUAUUACCGAAAUCAGUACAAACCGUUGGAGAGGAGGCCUGGAAUGCCUAUCCUUAUACCAAAACCCGUUAUACAUGUCCUUUCGUUGAAAAGUUUUUCAUAGAAAUUGAAACGAAAUAUUUUGAUGAUUGCGGGGAACGAGAGAAUGUGUUUGAACUGAACAACUCUGAGCUCAGAUCCCGAAUCGUCGAUGUUAUCGACAUCGUUAAGGAUCAGCUCUACUCAUCAGACUAUAAGAAAGAAGAGGACCCCAAGUAUUACGUGUCGGAGAAGACAAAGCGCGGACCUCUCGGUGAAAAUUGGGUGGAAGAGCACUGGAACUCAAUGAACAACAAUCAUAAUAAAUCGAAAAACAAGUGCAUUAUGUGCGCCUAUAAGUUGGUUAGAGUCGAGUUUAAAUACUGGGGAAUGCAGACCAAGAUUGAGAAAUUCAUACAUGAAGGAGCAUUGCGUAAGAUAAUGGUUCGGGCGCAUAAGCAGGCCUGGACCUGGCAGGACGAGUGGGUCGGACUCACUAUGGCUGACAUCAGACAGAUUGAAAAGGAGACACAAGAGUACUUGAAGUCUCGAAUGGCCGCUAAUACUGACAAUUCCAGUGCCAGUGAAUCCAUUGAUGGACAACAAAAUUUGAAUACAAGUCCUUCUGGACAAGAGAUUGAUCUGAAUGUGAUCGACAAGGAUAACGAUACUUAUGUGGACAUCAGUUCAAUGGAAGUGCCAAAGAGUAAAAACUCGUCAUCUCAUCCAUCCAUUUCGUCAAAGCAGUCGAUAUCUAGAGAUCAGGAAGUGUUAGGAGACGGCCGACGAAAGCUGUGGUCGAGGAGUAACUCUAAAGCCGGACUUCCCUCUCCCGAAAUGCUAAACAUUAGUCCACUAACCAAAUGGAGUUCUCUUGAGUACAUUCCUUGCGAUUUGGGCAUCAAAAGCCAACAGAGCGUCGACGCCGGCGAUGAUUCGGAUAACAUAUUCUCCGAGGCAUACAUUAAACGCAUACAAACAGAACACACGAAACAAAAGACAGCGUUUAUUAACAGACAUAGUGUGGACACGACAUCACUUCCCAUUUACUUGAUUCCGGGGCUGAACUCAAUUGAUCAUUCUGUAGUCUGUAUUGCUGCCUCAAGUGAGCUCUCGCAGCAAGCUGUCGUAAUGGGCGCUUACUUGCCUUCCUAUCGGAAAGCUGAGCUAAGUUUGGUCGUUCUCUCGAGUCUAAGUCCAUAUAGCUUUCAGUCCUCGCCGUCGGCUAUUGAUAGCGUCUACCACUCAUACGAUGCCAUACCUAUUGGCGCGCUUCCAUUGUUUGCCGUCUCAUCGCAUGAAUACUACGAAAAUGUUUCAAAAGUAAUUUCAGCGACAAAUCAUACGUAUAAUGAAUUCUUGAAGAGCGAAGAAGGGCUUGGCUUUAGUGGACAAAUAUGUCUUAUCGGCGAUAGCAUUGGUUCUAUUCUUGGUUUCGAUGCCUUUUGCCGAUCGAGUCAUCUCUGCAGUCAAUUCGGCAGCGAAACAAGUAUUCCUGAUCUCUCCGAGGGCUACGCUUCUCAUAAACCCGUCUUUUCUGGCCAUAAGAAUCCGUUGAUUUCCAUUAGCGAUGGCAGCGGUAAUGAAGACACUGAAGAGGCCAAUGAACUUAAAGGCAAUCUUAAAGCAAAGACAUUACCCCUGAAACCAAACACAUUUGGCGUUCAACGACCGUAUGUUAAAUCACACUCACAUCCGGGCGAUGGCGGCGUCAGUUGUACCGAUGAGAGCGCGUGUCAUAAACUGUUAACCGCUCCUCUGCCACGAAGAAGGAGUUCUUGUUCUAGCGAUCAAAGUUGUUGCCAUCGAUUUGAGUUUGAAGUGACGGACUUUUUUAUGUUCGGUUCCCCUCUCGGACUUGUCCUCACUUUUAGAAAAAUGUUAUCCAUUGACGACAAGUCAUGUAAGAAGAGAUUGAAUUUUGAUGAAUGUCCACUACCGAAGCCUUCUUGCACUCAUAUCUACAAUCUGUUCCAUCCGACCGAUCCAUCAGUUCUGCGAUUAGAGCCUCUGUUAAGCGCAAGGUUUUCACACAUUCCUCCCGUAAAUGUCCCGCGAUAUCAGAAGUAUCCGUUAGGCGACGGACAACCCAUCCAUUUGCUUCUGCGAUUAGAGCCUCUGUUAAGCGCAAGGUUUUCACACAUUCCUCCCGUAAAUGUCCCGCGAUAUCAGAAGUAUCCGUUAGGCGACGGACAACCCAUCCAUUUGCUUGAAUAUUUGCAAACUUUUUCGCAUUUAUUUGCCGCCGAAACGACUUCACAGAUACCACACACCUAUCCAACAAUGGGUGGCCGCCGUACCAGUGAAGUCAGUAUCACGAGUAACGCAUCGUUGGCACUCGAUUCGCUCACUUUACCUAACAUUACUUCUCUUACCCAGAAAUGGUGGGGCACUAAACGAGUCGAUUACGCUCUCUAUUGUCCCGAAGGCCUAAACAACUUUCCGACGCACGCCUUACCCCAUCUCUUUCACGCCAGUUAUUGGGAAUCAAAUGAUGUCAUUUCAUUCAUUUUAAGACAAGUAACGCAUUCAAACAUUUUCUAUGUCUUAUUAUUGAUCUCAAGACCUGAAUAUAUGGCGUCCAAUAUCGCAGACUCUGACAAAGACAUGCAUUCGUUCACUCCGUGUCAGCCGAGAGAGAAGUGGCAAAAGAAGAGAACAUCAGUGAAGCUAAAGGUGAGCCGAAACAUAACAGCCAAUCACAGAGCGAACGACGUUAUCGUCAAAGAAGGGGCGACGCAAGUAAUUACGGCCCGUUUUAUGUACGGCCCUUUGGAUGUGGUGGCGCUCACCGGCGAGAAAGUGGACAUUCAUGUCAUGAAGAACAUGCGUUCCGGCGAAUGGACUUUCUUGAGCACAGAGUUGACCGAUAAGUCCGGUCGAGUCAGUUAUGCUAUACCCGAAGAUAAGACUUUGACGUAUGGCUUAUAUCCGGUCAAAAUUGUUGUCAGGGGUGAUCACACGUCCAUUGAUUUCUAUUUGGCUGUCGUUCCGCCAAAAACGGAAGCCGUUGUCUUCAGUAUUGACGGCUCAUUCACCGCAAGUAUGUCCGUCACGGGAAAGGACCCCAAAGUUAGAGCCGGAGCCGUAGAUGUUGUUAGAUAUUGGCAGGAAUUGGGAUAUCUUAUAAUUUAUAUAACAGGCCGUCCAGACAUGCAACAGCAACGAGUCAUAUCGUGGCUCUCACAACACAACUUCCCACACGGUUUGGUAGCAUUUGCCGACCGACUGUCCACCGAUCCGUUGAGACAUAAAGCCGAACAUCUCAGACACCUUCAAAUCGAUUCGGAGAUCGUAUUCCAAGCGGCGUACGGCUCGAGCAAAGAUAUAACCGUUUAUCAAUCAUUAGGUCUAAAAGCCGAUCAGAUAUUUAUUGUGGGAAAAGUAUCCAAAAAACACCACUUAAUGGCUAAUAUAUUAAGCGAGGGCUAUGCGGUGCACCUGAAUGAGUUGAUAGCGUUGGGCUGUUCCCGUCCGGCUCAGGGCAACGCCCGAAUGGUUCUGCCGCGGGGCGGCUUCGGAGGCGUGCGUCACCGGCGCUCGACCAAAGCCAAGCGAACCAUUUCCUAUCCGCUGACGUCCCAGAUGUCGGUGCCGUCGACACUGAGCGCCAUAUCAAGUCCGGCUCCGCCAACAACUCUUAUAAAAAUUAAUAUAAAUCUAAACUUAUGCUCAUUCAUUGGCCUCUUCAGUGUCUUCAUUACCGCUGCCAUCGCUAAUGGAAAUCAACGGAUUCUUAUGGCCAGGAAAGACGGGUUUGUGAGAAGCGUAGCCUUCGGAGAGAUCGGGAAUACUUGUUUCGCUGCCGAAUUGACUGCAGAGAUGACUCGAUCGGCAAAAGGCAUCGAAACCAAGAAUGGAACCAAUGCUAUCGCCGAUAAGACAUAUUUGUCCACUAAAGCCAAGCCCUUCUUCGCUCUU